Molecule: messenger RNA, 2144 nt
Organism: Truncatella angustata
Lineage: Eukaryota; Fungi; Ascomycota; Sordariomycetes; Amphisphaeriales; Sporocadaceae
Product: Indoleamine 2,3-dioxygenase
Exons: 1
Coding region: 271-1740 (489 amino acids)
Biological process (GO): 'de novo' NAD+ biosynthetic process from L-tryptophan
Cellular component (GO): cytoplasm
Molecular function (GO): metal ion binding; indoleamine 2,3-dioxygenase activity; heme binding
Source: RefSeq, a predicted model, not a curated record
GCACCUCAAGGUUUUUGAAACAUUAUUGCAAAUUAGCAAUAGUAUUCGCUCUGAACCCACAUGCCCACAACACAACAAAGAUUUCGCACGGCUGAGGAGUAUCACAGAAUAGAAUCUGUAUACUCCUUGCGUCAGGACUUCACUUGAAAUUCUUCCCAUUACUGCUUGCCUCGAGUAAGACAAUUGAAAAACUCGACCCCACCCUAUUGACUGCGGUUCUAUAUUAGUCUGUCUAGGCUACGCCCUUGAACAAGAAUUACAGCCGCAGUUAUGAUUCCUCCCAUCCCCAAUCUUGCUGAUUAUGGAAUCUCGCCAAACCAUGGCUUCCUUCCGGAUGUCCUCCCCUUGACGAGGCUUCCAGAUCCAUAUUACAACAAGUGGGAGGCUGUCGCCACCAAUCUUCAGAGCUUGAUACUGAGCAAGCGUCUUCGAGGAGUCAUCGACCGUCUUCCGGUCCUCUCCACCAUCGGUCUGGAACAUGAUGCAGAAUGGCGCAGAGCCUACAUGCUCCUCACAUUUUUCGCUCAUGGCUACAUCUGGGGAGGUGACAUUCCUCAGGAACGUGUGCCGCCCAGUAUCUCAGCUCCACUACUCAAGAUCUGCGAGCAUCUCGAGGUUCCCCCUGUCUCUACAUACGCGGCCUCCGUUCUAUGGAACUUCAAGCCGCUCUUCAUAGAUGAGGGUAUCGACGAUCUCGACAAUCUUGCCACUUUGAUCACCUUCACUGGUUCUUUGGACGAGUCCUGGUUUUACCUCGUCUCCGUCGCAAUUGAAGCUCGAGGUGGUCCCAUCAUCCCGCUCAUGCUUACAGCUCUCGCUGCCGCCCGUCAAGGUGAUGCUGCAACCGUAACACGUUGUUUGCAGGGCUUUGCCGAGCGUCUUGAUGAUCUGGGUGAGUUGCUCCACCGCAUGCACGACAUGUGUGAUCCGAGCUUCUUCUAUCGUCGCAUCCGCACUUUUCUCGCUGGCAGCAAGAACAUGGCCGAAGCCGGACUUCCCAACGGUGUCCUCUGGGACGAUGGCACCGGCAAGUCCAGCUAUGUCCAGUACUCUGGCCCCAGCAAUGCGCAGAGCUCUCUUAUCCAGUUCUUCGACAUCAUUCUGGGCAUCGAGCAUCGCCCUACCGGCGAGAAGGCCGGCGCCUCGGAGUCGGACCGCGAGGGACGCAUGCGCGGCCCAACUCACAACUUCAUUCAAGACAUGCGCCGCUACAUGCCUGGUCCGCACGCUCGAUUUCUCAACGACGUAGCAUCCAUUGCCAACAUUCGUGAGUUUGUCGAGAGCCGCGCCACGACAGAUCGUCCGCUGGCUCUCGCUUACGAUGCCUGCCUGGCCAUGCUUCGCUCUUUCCGCGACAUCCACAUUGCCAUCGUCACUCGCUACAUCAUCCUGCCCUCGCGCGAAAACCGCGCGCGCAGUCGCAGUCGCAGCCCCGAGGCUGUCCGCAGCCGCCAGAACCUCGCCACCGCCUCCAAGAACGCCGCCCAUAAAAAGGUCAAGGGUACUGGGGGUACCGCGCUCAUCCCGUUCCUGAAGCAGGCCCGCGAUGAGACUGGCGAGCCGGCCGUCGAGAAGUGGUCGAAGCGCUUCAUGAGUCGCGCCACUCGCGCGACCGGCCAGAACGACUUCUUUCUCGGUAAGGCCGAGGAAGAGCAGGUCGUUGACGAGCCGGUCGUUGAGCACGGUUUGGCUGGUAUUUGGGCCAUUGACGACGACGUUGGCGGAAUCUGCAGUUACUAAGUCUUGGGAUAUGUCAGCACUUGAUAGUUAUCGACACAAUCUGGAGGGUUCUCCUAAUCCUCGUCCGAAGUCUCACAGUGAGGCUGCCAAAUGUUACUCCGUGACGUAUCUUUCCAUGAAAAGGGAACAGGCAAACGUAGCAGUUGUGUGACGAUUGAAAAUGCCUUUGGGCUGUAAUGUUGCAGUGCUCUCGCUUCUCAAAUGUUUAACCAUCACGGGAGAGAUCCAUAUUAGUCCCCCGAUUGUGUUUCAAUCCAGUCCAGAUCACACUUUCAAAUUCCACCUCUGACUCUCUAGCAAAUCCCCGUAUUGUUCUAUCCCUCGAGUUCUGAAGCAAGCUUCAACGCCACAGUUGAGAUUGCCCGAACGUCUCGCAUGCAGGUAUAUACCCCCACGGGCCUUUG